Messenger RNA from Cucurbitaria berberidis CBS 394.84, 1418 nucleotides. RefSeq names its product actin-related protein-like protein 2/3 complex subunit 2. The record is from RefSeq and is a predicted model, not a curated record. Gene Ontology annotation, molecular function: structural constituent of cytoskeleton; actin filament binding. Gene Ontology annotation, biological process: Arp2/3 complex-mediated actin nucleation; actin filament polymerization. Gene Ontology annotation, cellular component: actin cytoskeleton; Arp2/3 protein complex. Lineage: Eukaryota; Fungi; Ascomycota; Dothideomycetes; Pleosporales; Cucurbitariaceae. The transcript has 5 exons. The coding region runs from base 52 to 1008 and encodes 318 amino acids.
CCCCCCCCCCGCCAUAGUAUCAAUCUCUCCGCCGGGAGCUGAGUCGUCACUAUGCUUCUCCUCGACUACCAGAACGUCCUCAUCGAUUCUCUCCUGAGGGACCGCUUCGCUGGAGGAGCUCCCGCGAACAUUGACCAGGUCGUGUCCGACUUCGAUGGCGUCACCUUCCACAUCUCGACUCCGGAGAGCAAGACGAAGAUAUUAGUAUCACUACACAUCAAAUGUUACCAGGAAUUGGUUCAAUAUGGCGCCCAAAGUGUAUUGGAGCGAGAGUAUGGGCCAUAUAUCGUAGACCCGGAGACAGGAUACGAUUUCUCUGUCCUGGUAGAUUUGGAGAACUUGCCGGAAGAUCAGGAGGGCAAAGAUGACCUGGUUCGGCGCGUAUCUCUCCUCAAGCGGAACGCCAUGGCCGCGCCCUUCGAGCAAGCCUUCGACGAGUUUGAGCAAUUGCAGGAGGAAGCGUCCAAGUACACAUCCGAAUCGGCACCCCAGGGUGUGGCCGAAGGAGGUGCAGUGCGCGCCAUCCAUUACCGAGAGGAGGAGGCCAUAUACGUCAAGGCCAGCUUCGACCGAGUGACAGUCAUCUUCUCUACCGUCUUUCGUGAAGAGACAGAUAGGAUAUUUGGCAAGGUCUUCCUGCAAGAAUUUGUCGACGCCAGGCGAAGAGCUAUCCAGAACGCACCCCAAGUGUUGUUCCGGAACGACCCACCUCUGGAGUUGCAGGGCAUUCCUGGAGUGGAUACAUCGGGCUCCGCUGACAUUGGCUACAUUACUUUCGUACUCUUCCCGCGCCAUCUAGCGAACCAACGACGUGCCGAGGUCAUCUCACACAUACAGACCUUCCGAGACUACUUCCACUACCACAUCAAAGCUUCCAAGGCAUUCAUUCACUCAAGAAUGCGAAAGCGGACAGCCGACUUCCUUCAAGUCCUCCGCAGAGCCCGACCCGAGAGUGAGGAGAAGGAACGAAAGACAGCCAGUGGCCGUACAUUCAGAGUACAGGCAUAAUCUAGUACGUUAGACAGGUAGAUGGAGGAUAUAUCGCAGAGAGAGGCUAUAGGGGCCGUAGCACAGGACUACAUGUCGUAUGCCCAUCCGAGGACAAGUUGUGGAGCUGUAGUGGGCUGCACGACGGAGAUGUACAGCGAGUGAGAUAGCGCAGACGGAAGGGUCUGUGGUCAACCGAUGAAACAAACAAAAAUUACCACACCAUCAACCACCUAUCUCGAAGUAUCACGGUGCUCGAGCAUGAAAGCCGGACUAGCUGGUUGGGUCAUCCUCCUAUUGACAGCGUUGUAAUCCCAAUAAAGUGGUUUCCAGUGCGCGAACACCUGUAGGCUCAAUAAUCUGCUGGGAUCUUUACAAGGCUCGCUUAUGGCUAUCGCCCGUAAUUAGCACGGCUAUUGUUACUGCUUGAC